Mya arenaria is the source of this 8261-nucleotide messenger RNA. RefSeq names its product antiviral innate immune response receptor RIG-I-like. The record is from RefSeq and is a predicted model, not a curated record. The transcript is spliced from 22 exons. Gene Ontology annotation, biological process: negative regulation of translational initiation. NCBI's taxonomy places the organism in Eukaryota, Metazoa, Mollusca, Bivalvia, Myida, Myidae. The coding region runs from base 257 to 4762 and encodes 1501 amino acids. Gene Ontology annotation, cellular component: cytoplasm. Gene Ontology annotation, molecular function: eukaryotic initiation factor 4E binding; nucleic acid binding; ATP binding.
CUUACCAUACUUUAACCCGGCCUUGCAUUAUACUACCACCGCUCUCACGGAAUAAAACAAUCUAUUUAAAUCUUGGGGAUUUCCAAAGUAGUGAACUGGACUGAUUAGCUAAGAUUAUGUUUUGACAGACGAAAAAAUAAUUUUGUGUUUGUUGAUUUGUGUUAGGUUUAUUUUCUUUAUUCCUAAUAAAGCGGCCAUAGCCAGGAUAUUUAUACUGAAAUUGUUGCCUGCUGGGCUCGUUCUAUACCAUUCAUAAAUGGCAGAACUUGAAGGGUCUAGUAUUGAUGAUUUGCCCAGAGAUGACAUUAUCAAAGCGAAUAUUCUGGCAUAUCUUCCCCAUAUUCGCACCUUCAUUCAAUCGACAGAUCUUCUCAGAUUGGAAUGUUAUAGCAAAGAGCAAAGAAAGAAGAUAUUUGAACUGUCCCGAAAGAGCGUUGACAAAGCUGUUGAGCUCGGUUUGCGAAUGCUUAUCUAUGACAUAGAGGACUCCGGGCGUUUUACCGCGUUCAGGGAGCUGAUGGCCAACGAAAACGGAUAUCCAAAGAUUGCCCGAUACAUCGAGGGUGAAAUUGUUGCUUCAGAUGAACACUUCAGGAAACUUUUGGAACUGUUUGCUGAUCAAAUAGUUCCAGUAGUGAAUCCAACGGAGAUUUUACCAUCCUUGCUUACAAGAGAACUUAUAACGAACGAAGAUGUUCAGAGGAUUAUAGCUGAAACGCAUAACCACGGCAGGGACGUUGCAGCAUGGGAAAUGCUUUUAAGAUUACAAAGCAGAAAGGAAAACUGGUUUAAAGAUUUCUUGGUCAUUUUGAUUGACCAUGGAUAUAACGAUGUAGCGGAAAAACUGGAGCCGGAUAUGUUCAACAAGAUUGUUGUGCAGAAAAACGAAGACACUCAGUUGAGUGACAAUUUAAGAGAUAGCAACGUUUCUAUGAGUUCUGAAACAGAGGAACCAAAUGCUUUUGUGACUGAAAAAUGUGAAAUUGACAGUGGGGAGCACAAACAAACAAACACGGAUAUGGAAAUGACAAAUUUGAAUUCAGAACCAAUUGCCAGCUCUCAUUGCAAACCUAACGAACUUGGAUCGAAUACCUUAAAGAUUGAGUUGGACGAACUUGGCAUGGAAAUUGUGGACAUGCUACUGCCGCAAAACAAAGAAGCAGUUGUGACUCCCUGCGUCAAUGAUGAUACUACAAGUUUAAAAGCCAUACAAGCAAGAACCUUCAGAAGUGACAGUCAGACAGAUGAUGCGAUAACUGCGGAUAAAAGCGAAACUGAUAAAUUUCAAUUAAAAGAAUCCAUUACUCGAUACCCUGAUCACGAAGUACUGACCCAUUUGAAUAUGGAAACAGAAGAAACACUUGUUAAAGUUAUUGCAAGAGACGAUAUUACCAGCGGAUUAAGUCCACAAGAGGCUCAUAAAAACCAAACACAGUUAAAAAUCCAUGACGAUUCUAGCAAAAAUCACGUUUCACUGUCUGAUUUCAGCAACGAUGAAAUUAUUAAAGGUAACUUGAAAUCUUUUUCUGGAUAUAUCUGUCUGUGUUUGGAGCCAACCGACUUUUUAAGACUGCACUAUUUUAAUCAAGAGCAACGCAAAAUGUUGAGAGACUGUGAAGACAACAUGGCUGUCAAAAUUGGCUAUGAUAUUUUCAUGAACGAAAUUGACGACCCUGGACGAUUUGUAGCUUUUUAUGAGCUUAUGGCUGGAGAAAAUGGCUAUCCCAAAAUUGCACAGUUAUUGAAAGGGGAGUUCGUUGCUUGUGACGAGCAUUACAGAAGAUUGCUGGAUUUAUUUGUGGACGAUUUAUUAGAAAAAAUCACUGAUCCUACAACACUGAUUCCUAUUCUUGAAAGAUUCAAAGCUAUAAAUGACGCUGACGCACAAGAAAUAAGAGCAGAAUAUGUCAAUAAAGGGCAUUAUCGAGCUAUUUGGGUGUUGCUGUUCAAACUCCCUUGUAGAGUAGAGACUUGGUUUAAGGAUUUCAUGAAUGCUCUCAUUGAAUGCGAUUUAUUGGCACUGGCUGAAAAGUUGGAACCUGACAUUUACAAAAAAUUGAUGGCGCAACAUAGGUACAAUGAACAAAACAGUUGUGUGACCGAGACAGAAAUUGCAUCUUCAUUUGAAUCGGGAGAAGCAAAAAGCUGCGGAAAUGAAGACGUCCCUGACUUUAGCGAAUUACUCCAAUCUUCUCCAAUCUUGUCCGAUGAAGAAGAAACAUGUUUGAAAGCAAAAUCCGCUGUUGAUGACGUAACAUCGGCUUUCAAAGAACUUCUGCAUAACACUGAUAACCAUGAGACAGAAAUAUAUUCUCGACUUCCAAAAGAGGGAACACAAACGACUGUAAAACAAGCAAGGUCUCAGAUGGAUGCAACUGAAGCUGGAAAGCGAUUAGUUUAUGACAAAGACUUUUUAUUGGCAUGUAAAGGAUCGCCCCUUUCUUCGAUUUGUCCACCCGAAAUAGCAAACAUUCCGGACAUUGACAUACGUAUGCCUUCUAAAAUCGGUGUCCAGGACGCAGGAAACAAUGAGAAUACGAUACGAAACGAUUUAAAUAUAAUUGGACCGGAAAGGGUCUUUAGCGAGAAAGAGUUUGAGAUCAAUAUUGAGACAGACCAAGACGAUCUUGGAACGAAUGUUAAUGACGUGGAUAUAAGUCUACGGGGUUACCAAGAAGAGUUAGCACAGGAGGGUUGUGAUGGAGAAAACGUUAUAGUGAUGGCUCCAACAAACUCGGGCAAGACCAGGGUGGCAUGCAGAAUUAUGCAGGUUCACCUAAGACGGAAAAUAGCAGAAAGGAAGAAGGUUCGUAUUUUAUUUCUUGUCGAAAACGAAGCGCUAGCCAUCCAGCAAGGAGAAGUAUGUGCAGAACGACUUCCAACUUUCAGGACAAAGGUGUUCAGUGGAAACGUCCACAGGCUGAAAAAGCAAAUGCUCUGGGAUUUCCUUGAAAAAAGAGACAUCUUUGUUGUAACAGCACAGAUUCUUGUGAAUGCUUUAAAAGCAAAGAAAAUUGAAAGUGUCAGAGAAUUUUCUCUGAUUGUGUUCGACGAAUGUCAUCAUUCAAAUAAACAACACAUGUAUAAUGAAGUUAUGGCUCGGUAUCUUCACCUAAAACUGCGGGAGAAAGUCGAUUCUUCUGAAAUGCCCCAGAUCGUUGGACUAACAGCAUCCUUGGGCGUUGGUGGAAAGACUGAACUGGGCCAAGGAGUAGAUCAUAUGAAGAGAAUUAUGGCAAACAUGGACGCAAAGUUUCUCUGUACAGUGAGAAACCCCAAAACAAUUCAGGAAUUGAAAUCAUAUGUGAACCCACCGGUUGAAGAACUAUUGCCAGUUCCUGGAAGAGCUGACGAUUCGUUCAAAAAUGCUGUCGAAGAAAUAGCCAAGCGCAUCGACGCACAUAUGGCGACACAUCGAGCUUUACGGGAUGCUGCUCCAGAGGAUGAAUUUAUAAAGACAAAAUGCAGAUUUCCACCGACAUUUGGAACCGAGAAAUACAUGCAAUGGAAUGCUGAGUUCGUGAAACAUAUUGCAAAGGUCCGAUCAAAAGACAUUCGUCGAGUGAUAAAUCCUUGUCGGUUACAUUUAGAGGUGUACAACAAAGCGUUAAUGGUGCAUAGUGAUGCGAGGAUAAGAGAUGCACUGGUUAUUCUUAAAGAGUUUAUGGACGACUUCAGGGUAGUUCGAGCAGAACAUCCUACAGAUGACUUUCUCAUGGCUCUUUAUGAUGAGCUUCGUGAAGAAACAUUCGACAGGGAACUAGAAAACCCCAAACUGCUCGAACUUGAGCAAAUACUCUCUAGAGUUCUUUGCGAUGACAAGAAUGGCAGAGGAAUUAUAUUUGUGCGAACGCGGGAAUUGGCUCUAGCGUUGGUUAGAUGGGUGAACGAAACAGAUUGUUUGGACAUUCUAAAUGCUUCCGAUUUCGUUGGACAAAGUGCAUCCGCUUCAGUUGGAGGGAUGACGAAGAGUGGCCAGAAAGAUGUGUUGCAGUACUUUAAGGAUGGACAACACCGACUUCUUAUUGCGACGUCUGUAGCUGAGGAGGGUCUUGAUAUAUCUAAAUGCAACCUUGUGAUUCGUUAUGAGCAUGUCACUAAUGAAAUCGUCAGACUUCAAUCGAGAGGGCGGGCGAGAGCAAAAGAUAGCUUGUACUAUGUUAUUGCGGAGGAGGGGUCUUGGAUUCUGGAAAAAGAAGAAAAGAAUCGUCAAUGUGAAGAACUUAUGAAUAAGGUUGUUCCAGACCUGCAGGUGUUUAUUGAAGAUCAUGCAAACGUCUGGGAGAGAGAGCUCUUAGAAAUUCAAGAAAGAAUGAAACAAGAGGAAGAAAAACAAGCAGAAGAAAGAAGGCUAAAUACGGCAGCUUCAGGUGUCCGCUUUGAAUGCUUAAACUGCAGCUCCUUUAUUUGCUUGUCUGACGAUAUUAGGGUCAUAAAAUAUGCACAUCAUGUUAUUAUUGAUGAAGAAGCAAAACGACGCCUUAGCCUCAAAAGGGGGACUCCUUUACAUAUUGAAGAAGAAGGCGCCCAAUAUGGAGGGUCCUUGUAUUGCGCAAACGAGGAAUGCCAACGGAGACUCGGAUCGAUUUGCACUUACAAAUCCUCUGAGUUUCCACUGGUAGAAAUAAAGAGUUUCAGGAUCGUUGAUCAUUUAGGAAAAGGCCGCUCGUUUAAGAAAUGGAAAAAACUCAAUUGCAGAAUCGAGGAAUUUACAUUUGAAGACUUGGAGGCUGUUGUUGCUGAAAGACUUGCGAAUGUUUAAACUGCUGGUGUCAUUUUUGCGUUUGAUGAAAUAUUUUGCUUUAUGAAUUACAAACUACAGCUACUAGAUAUAGUUAAUAACAAUGCCGUUUUAAAUACCAAAAUAAAAUUGUUGUUAACUCUUAUUUUAUUCGUUUAAUGUGCGUUUUAAAGUGUGCUGUUAUUCAUAUUGACACUAACUUGAAUGACAUUCGUUGAAGCAAAAUGCUUCAAAUCGUUCCAUUAUUAUCAAUUGUGUUAUUUAAUUUAUAUUUGUAAAUCAAAUAUUUAUAGUAUGCAUUGUGAUACAUUGCACGUCUUAGCUAUCGUGUAUAAUUUAUUGUGAUAAUUGUAAAAGUUGUGGCUAUGUCAAAGUAUAGCAAUCUGGUGAUUAUGAUAAACAACUAAUAUAAUAGUCGCUGAGCGAGUUUCCCUUUCGUGGUACUGCAUUGUCCAAAACAUAUAUUAUUCAAAUGUUACCACGUCAGUUAGUCGUCUGGUGCGAAUUUAUUUAUUCUCUGUACUGCAUGUGUAUUAUAUAAGUGAUGUUUUUGCAAUGCUUAUCUGAAUUAGCUUUGUGAUUUGUUUUGGUGAUAUGGCUGCACAUAUCAUGUAUUCUUGUUCGACUGAUGGAAUUGCUUUGUACACUUUGCUUUGUAAUGCCAUAAUAUGUUGUAAGAUUUCAUGCAGAAGAACACAGCGACAGCCAAAAGUUGAAUGUUUGCUUAAACUUAUUUUUUUGUCAUAAUUUGAAAUGGUAUUUUGUGAUUUAUUUAUUCAUUUAUCAUUUAAUUGAUUUUAUAACAUAACUUACGGCGCAGUAGUGAUCCAUGAAGUAGUAACUCCAUGCAAUAUUUUUCAUAUACAACUAGUGUUAUACAAAUUGGGUAACUGCAUCACAGACAAUAUAUAUAUUUAUACGCGCUGUCAAAAAAAGUAAACGAACAUGGCGUCGGCCGAAUUUCUCCUCGAGGACAAAGUAUCAAUAGAUGGCAAAGGUAUUUGUAUUGUAAUCGUAUUGAAACCGAAAUUGAUUUCUGUGGCUUUGGAUCAUUGCACAUGGUAAAAAUAGACGUACAAUGUUAUUGAUUCUAAUCCAAUGGUAUUUUCGUUUAUAAAUGUACAUAUCUUUAUCUGAAACACUGAUGUCGCUGACAUUUGUUAAAGCAGUAUGUUUUCAAUUCGAUCAUUUUUGUUGUGUUAAAUUACUUUCUGUAAAAUGAAGAUGUUGGUACUUAUGAUAGCUUUACAUAUUUAUGGCAUGCAUUUUGAUACAUUGUAUAAUAUAGCGAUACUGCCUUUAUAUAGUGAUAGUGUGAUUGUCAAAGUGUAAACGCAGUGGUAACAGUAUGACAUGAGGUUUAUAUUUUAACCAUUGUAAAUGUUGCGAAAGUGUGAGGUUAUGCGCAUAUACACUUGUUUAAACCCCCGUUUAACUCAUGACCCAGUGAACUCGUGCUUCUGUGAUCUAAGGCGGUAAUCCAAUCAUUCAUUGAUUAAGCGAUUGUAAUGUAUGUUUGUGGUGUCUGUACAUUUUCGUCUCUCGUUUAUUGUCGUUUGGCCCUAACUCUAUGCCUGUAAACAGGAUUUAUACAUUAUGGUUGUACUACUGGGCAUGGUCCUUCAGUUUUCAUUGUAUUACGUCAAAUUAUAGAAAAACAACAACCCGUAUUCACUUAACCAAUAAUGUUUAAUGGUACUGGUGUUUUCUUUUCCAAAAAAGAGUCAAGCAUUAUGCGCGUCUUUUUGUUCUUAUUUAAAUAUUUAUUUGACUGCCUUUUUCUAAGCCCGAGCCAAAACAAUUCGUGGGGCGAAUGCCUGAAUGUACCAAACCUUCUCAAUCUACAUGUUUAAUUAUCUAGGUACUUCAAAGCAUUUAUACCACGAACAUUUCUCUUUAUUUUGUCAAGAAGAGUUUGUAACCUAUACUAGCUUCCUCCGUGUAUGUCAUGCAUAUAGAUAAAAGGUACAGCAAACCGUUAAUGUCUAGUAUGAAGUGAUUUCCCCAUCUAUGUAAUGCAUAUAGAUACGGGCCCGGGGUACAAGCAUACCGUUUAUGUCUAGUAUGAAGUGAUUCCCCCAUCUAUGUAAUGCAUAUAGAUAAAAGGUACAGCAAACCGUUAAUGUCUAGUAUAAAGUGAUUCCCCAUCUAUGUAAUGCAUAUACAUACGGGAUACAGCAAACAGUUAAUGUCUAGUAUGACGGGAUUCCCCCAUCUAUGUAAUGCAUAUAGAUACGGGGUACAGCAUACCGUCCAUGUCUAGUAUGAAGGGAUUCCCCCAUCUAUGUAAUGCAUAUAGAUACGGGGUACAGCAUACUGUCCAUGUCUAGUAGCUAGUGAUAGUGCUUAAGAUGUCCGUUAUACAAAUACGCUUGUCAUGACAAUAAUGUCAAAUGUUGAUGCCUGUUGACACAUUUAAUUUUCGUGUCUAAAUGUUGUUCUACAAUCAUUCUAGGCCAAAUAUGUGUAUUUGUAAUUUUGUUCAGUAUAUUUAUUUGCAUAUUUGUUCUUUACACAUCAAACUUUUUGCAACGAUACAACUUUAUAUGGGGUCGUUAGGCAUCCAAAAAUCACAGCAUUGUACAUCAGAUACCUAAAUAUUCCCUAAAUAUUAGUAAACUAGCUGAGGUAAAAUUGUGGCAUGUGAAAAUAACAUUAUUGUAUUAUUUAGUAUUCAAUUAAUCGUCGUUGCAACACACGUCUGUUAUUGUGUUGGUUUAAGCAAUAUUAAUUUUAAUAUAAAGGUUUUGAUUUCCAGGUGUACAAAGUUAAGACACAACGAUUAACUGAUGCAAUGAUACAUAUAAAAUGUAGACAAGUGAUAUAAGUUAAAAUAACCAUGACGAAAAACAGAGCAUUAAAGCUAAUACGUGCGGGCUUUAUGUCCUGCUUCUGGAAAUGUGUUUGGGUCAAUUGAUUGGUCCCAUUUCGGCGAGCAAUAAUGUAUUGUGCAAAACUUUGUAUUUCCUGUUUAGUAUACACAAUUUAUGCAUUGUGUAUCAGGGAGUCUUUUGCGUUAAUGAUUUUUGACUGCAGUGCUUGUUUCUGUAGUUUUAUUGUAUUAUUGAUGAAGUCACGUUUUUUGUCGGAAUAAAAGUAUGUUUGUCGAGCUCGUUAUAACGGACGUUUUAUUUCAACAUGUUGUUUGAAAACAUUUGAUGUAUUUAAAAGGCAAAUCUGUAAUUUUGUAAUAUGUUGUUGAUUGAUAUUUUCCAAUAAGCGAAAUGCAUUGCCCAGAGACUCGAAAACCGCCAAUAGACGAUUGAUGAAUGCUUGCUAAGCCAAUUUAAUUGUUUAAUGUUAUGUCGUAGUUUUAACAGAUAGUUCAUGAUUGUUUUGGUUCAUUUAUAAUUCAUUGUUUUACAUUAUCCUUAUUUGUCUAUGAAAGUAUUUAUACAUUGCAAUGUUAUCAGUAUUUAUUUCUCUAUUAAGAACAUUCAUAUAUUGUCUGUGAUGGCUUUUUCUUUUUAUGUCAAUACUUUAGUUAAAUGUAUUUAUAUGAAUAAACGUUAUGGAUGUA